CACCGCCACUGCACUAUCGCCGCCUCGUUGCCGAGCCUCUCGCCGUGGUCCUCGUGUCGUCCUCCUCCGCAGUGGGUUGCCUUCACUGCUGUGCUUUGGCGUGAGCUCGCUUCUCUGCGUGCCGUCAGCUGUGAUCCCGUGGCUUCUCUUCUCUGUUGAGUUGUUGUACAUCGGAAUCUGGCUUAGAGAUUGUGUAGGUUGGGUUAGAACGAUGAAGCAAGUCGUAGGAAUGGUGGUUUCCAAUAAGAUGCAGAAGUCAGUGGUGGUGGCAGUGGACAGGCUAUUCCACCACAAAGUGUACAACCGUUACAUCAAACGAACUUCUAAAUUUAUGGCACACGACGAGCACAAUCAUUGUAACAUUGGUGAUCGAGUUCGACUGGAUCCUUCUAGGCCUUUGAGCAAGCACAAACAUUGGAUUGUUGCUGAAAUUCUCAAGAAAGCACGCAUAUAUACUCCUCCCACUACACCAGUACCUGAGAAUGUGCCCUUAAGCACUGAAGCACCUGCUCCCUAAAUUGGUGUAAGCUCAAAAAAAGAAAUCCUCUCAUUUCUAUGAAGGAACUUCAAAAUGCUCCUCCUACAUGGGAUUUUAUUGGUGUUUUGAGGGUGGCAAGUGAGCGAACUGGACUUUCAGGAUUGAUAGUUGAAAUGAAGGCUUCAGCAAGUAGA
Arachis ipaensis is the source of this 672-nucleotide messenger RNA. RefSeq lists its product as uncharacterized. Lineage: Eukaryota; Viridiplantae; Streptophyta; Magnoliopsida; Fabales; Fabaceae. Gene Ontology annotation, cellular component: ribosome. Gene Ontology annotation, molecular function: structural constituent of ribosome. Gene Ontology annotation, biological process: translation. The record is from RefSeq and is a predicted model, not a curated record.